CCACGGAUGACAGCUGUCUCGUGCCCGCCAAUAGGGAGGCAGCAGCAGAUACGGCCACCCAAUAAGGACGUCUGGACUCCCCCCUCUGAGAUGCGGGGCGACAUAGCGCGUGCGCUGCUCUACAUGGCUGUCAGAUACGACGGCUCUGUGCCUGGCGAAUUGGACCUCGAGCUCUCUGACAACCCCAAAAUCGCUGAGGGCCAAAUGGGUCUGCUGUCCCCUCUCCUCAAGUGGCACUCUGUCGACCCGCCGUCCUCCCUGGAGGCCACGCGCAACAACCGGGUGUGUUCGCUCUACCAGCACAACCGCAAUCCCUUCGUCGACCACCCUGAGUUCGUCCCCCUCAUCUGGGCGCCGUGCCAGCCUCGGUACCAGCUGUAGGCUCGGGAGCAGCCUUGGGUGCAGGCUCGGGGACCGGCUUCAGCCUGCCAGGAGCAGCGCCGCCAGUGGCAGCGCCAGUGGGGGGAGGCUCGGGAGCGGCAGCAGGCGGGGCAGGGGGGGUUGCUGCACCGCGUGUGCCUGGGGGGCAGGCCAAGGCGUGGUUCAAUGAGAUCCACUACAGCAACGAAGGGCCCGACAAGAACGAGUUUAUCGAGGUGGUUGUGAGUCCAGGGGUGGACCCCUCAACCCUCUCCAUCUACCUCUAUAACGGGGCCAAUGGGAAGACCUAUGGCAAGCUUCCUCUCAGCAAGUUCAGCCUCCCCUCCGACCAACAUCAAUGGCUUUGUGGGUGUAUGGCAACAUGUACGCUCAAGGCGGCUUGCAGAACGGACCGUCCGACGGCAUGGCACUUGUAUCGCAGCCGACGAAUGGCGCUGCCACGGUGAUCCAGUUCUUAUCAUAUGACGGCGAGCUGGUUGCUGUGGACGGGCCCCGGCGAAGGGGUUCAAGUCAACGGAUAUUGGAGUGAAGGAGACAGACAAUUCCCCGCAGAGAGUGCUCUUGGGCUUACUGGAGUGGGGAAGAAGUAUGAAGACUUCAAGUGGUCCAAGUUCAACAAGAAUGCUACUCCUGGGCGGAUCAAUGUUAGCCAAACCAUUGGCCAACUAUUGAAUGGGUUGAUUGCAGCCCACAUAUUUAUUGAUGCAACACAAUUUUUGACUGCCGGAGUGGUGCAGGGUAUAUGUCCGAGGCUAUUGAAGUGUUAAUAGAAUUGGUGGAUAUGUGUGGAGUAUGUUACGUGGUGCACAGAAUAACAUUUGUUUGCCACAAGAUUGAAUGGAAGUAUCACUGUGUA
Molecule: messenger RNA, 1237 nt
Organism: Closterium sp. NIES-67
Lineage: Eukaryota; Viridiplantae; Streptophyta; Zygnematophyceae; Desmidiales; Closteriaceae
Source: the annotation of a GenBank genome assembly